UGUCACCAGGGUUUGGGUUAAAGAGCCUUCAGCUGCUUUUGCUGGCCGCAGAGCUGGUUUAUUACUAUUAUCAGUCUCAUUCAUGUUCGCUCGUACAGCACCAUCAUUUGUGAACCAUGGCAAACUGUUGCAGAUGCCUAAAUGCGAGACUUCAAUAUUGAUGCAGACACAGUCUUCUUAGUCGGCCUUUCACUCCGUUAAAGUUCCAAAGAUUUCCAUUCGCUGUGGGCAAAAUGAUAGCCAGCUCUAAAGUUUAGAGAUUUACUUAGAUCCUGGAGUUUAAGGCAUGGAGUCACCAACUAAGGAAAUCGAAGAGUUUGAGAGCAACUCUCUCAAAUACCUGCAACCAGAGCAAAUAGAGAAAAUAUGGCUGCGGCUUAGGGGACUGAGAAAAUACAAGAAAACUUCCCAGAGGUUGCGAUGUUUGGUCAAGCAGUUGGAACGAGGUGAAACUUCUGUUGUCGACCUGAAGAAGAAUUUGGAAUAUGCAGCUUCAGUGCUUGAGACAGUCUACAUCGAUGAGACACGCCGUCUGCUGGAUACAGAAGAUGAACUCAGCGACAUCCAGUCUGACUCUAUUCCGUCCGAGGUCCGUGACUGGUUGGCCUCCACAUUUACAAGACAGAUGGGAAUGAUGCUGAAGAGAACGGAAGAGAAGCCAAGAUUCCGCAGCAUUGUCCAUGCAGUGCAGGCAGGGAUAUUUGUUGAAAGAAUGUAUCGACGGACGUCAAAUAUGGUUGGACUAAGCUACCCACCUUCAGCCAUCGAUGCGUUGAAGAAUAUAGAUAAAUGGACCUUCAAUGUAUUUGCACUGAAUGAGGCCAGUGGAGAACACACACUGAGAUUUGUUAUUUAUGAACUUUUCACCAGAUAUGAUCUCAUUAGUCGUUUCAAGAUCCCUAUUUCCUCCCUUGUGUCAUUAAUUGAAGCUCUGGAAGUUGGAUAUACAAAGUACAAAAAUCCCUAUCACAAUCUACUGCAUGCAGCAGAUGUUACACAAACUGCCCAUGCUCUUCUGCUGAGAACUGGUAUUGUGCACUGGAUGACAGAACUGGAAAUCUUUGCCAUGAUAUUUGCAGCUGCUAUUCAUGAUUAUGAACACACUGGAACUACAAACAAUUUCCAUAUUCAGACCAGAUCUGAUUCAGCUAUUCUGUACAAUGACCGAGCUGUACUGGAGAGUCAUCAUGUCAGCGCAGCCUUUCGCCUGCUGCAGGAGGAUGAAGAGAUGAACAUUCUAUUCAAUCUGUCCAACGAUGACUGGAGGGAAUUUCGAUCCCUGGUAAUUGAAAUGGUCUUAGCAACUGAUAUGUCUUGCCACUUUCAACAAAUCAAAGCUAUGAAAAAUACCUUGCUGCAGCCAGAGGGGAUUGACAAGCCAAUGGCUCUGUCACUUUUGCUGCACACAGCUGACAUCAGCCAUCCUGCUAAAACAUGGGACACGCAUUAUCGCUGGACAAUGGCAUUGUUGGAAGAAUUCUUCAGACAGGGUGACAAAGAAGCCGAAUUGGGGCUUCCUUUCUCUCCACUCUGUGAUCGUAAUUCGACUAUGGUGGCGCAAUCCCAAAUUGGUUUCAUUGAUUUUAUCGUGGAGCCAACGUUUUCUGUGCUGACCGACAUGUCUGAAAAGAUUGUAACUCCCCUUAUUGUUGAAGCAUCCCGCCCAAGUACUAGUGGAUUUCGACGAUGCAGUCUGAAUAGUAUUCCAUCCACUGACGUGAAACAUUCAAAGCUGAAGCAAACAGGUGCUGAAGGAUGUUCCUCAAUAAAUUCUUCCCUACUUACUGUGGAUGUGAAGAACUUUAAAAGGAGCUGGAAUGAAAUAUUGCAACAAAACCGUGAGAAAUGGAAGGCACUGCAUGCAAAAGAUGCCGAAGAAAAAGCCCAAAGAGAAGCUCAAGAAAAGGCUGAGCAGGAGCAGGAAGCACAAAAGAAUGAAGAUACAGAACAACAUCACGAUAACAAAGAACAGACAGUUGAACAGGAAAAGAGCAGUGAUGAAGAAAAACAAGCGGAAAAUAAUUUCACCAACAUAAAUCCUGUUCAUACCACCAGUAAAGAUGACAAGUCUAAUGAGGAGGAAAGUCAUUCUGAAGUAGAGGAAAACACUGAAAAUGGAGCUGCUGAAGGGAGAGCACAGCUUAUACGGAUUGGUGAGGGAAGAAAUGCCAAUGCAAAGCCAGAAGAACAUGAGGAUACCGGUGGGAGAAGUAACCAGUGGGCAACACAAGGGAUGGAUGAGCAGCCUGGCACUGGAAACUAGUCUGGUUAUUCUUGCUUAGCUCCCUCAUUCUACAUAGUUUGGCUUACAGA
Messenger RNA from Amblyraja radiata (thorny skate), 2313 nucleotides. It is a transcript of the gene pde1ca, whose product is annotated as phosphodiesterase 1C, calmodulin-dependent a. Gene Ontology annotation, biological process: signal transduction. The record is from RefSeq and is a predicted model, not a curated record. Gene Ontology annotation, molecular function: 3',5'-cyclic-nucleotide phosphodiesterase activity. Lineage: Eukaryota; Metazoa; Chordata; Chondrichthyes; Rajiformes; Rajidae.